Molecule: messenger RNA, 1028 nt
Organism: Conger conger (European conger)
Lineage: Eukaryota; Metazoa; Chordata; Actinopteri; Anguilliformes; Congridae
Exons: 5
Coding region: 66-1028 (320 amino acids)
Biological process (GO): response to bacterium
Source: RefSeq, a predicted model, not a curated record
CAGUGCAGGGAGCAAGAAGGGUCUCGAGGAGAGGAGAGUCUCAAGAAGCAAGUACAGAUACUGCGAUGGUGCCACUCUACGCUAUUCUUGUGUUUUUCAGCAAAGUGUGUGGUCUGCUUGGGAAGAGUGUAGUUCAGCCUAACACGCUUGUGACAGCUGAGCAUGGAGGUACUGUGACUCUCGUAUGUUUCCAUUCUACAGAAGAUGUGAUAUUAAUCAGCUGGUUAAAGCAACCUCUUGGACAGAAGCCUCAGCUUGUAGCAACUGCGUCAAGAUUUGGAUCAGAUGUUACAUUUCCAAAUGAGUUUAAGAACAGCACACGUCUCAGACCUAAAGGAACGAAGGGAAACUUUAACCUGACUAUCUCACAAGUAGAGCCAUCUGAUUCAGCAACAUACUACUGUAUAACGUCUACAACCUUCAAUGGGAUUAGUUUUGGAGAUGGAACUACUUUAAUGGUGAUGGAGUCCCAGAGCAGGACAGUAGUACUCCAGCAGCCCGAGUCUGAGUCAGUGCAGUCAGGAGACUCUGUGCCUGACUCUGUGCAGUGUACAGUGCACACUGAGACCUGUGCAGGAGAACACAGUGUGUACUGGUUCAGACAGGCCUCAGGAGAGUCCCCUCCAGGAAUCAUUCACACCCAUGGACACAGGAGUGAUGAGUGCCAGAGGAGCUCUGGGACUGUGUCUCCCACACAGAGCUGUGUCUACAACUUCCCCAAGAGGAACCUCAGCCGCUCUGAUGCUGGGACUUAUUACUGUGCUGUGGCCACCUGUGGAGAGAUCCUGUUUGGGAACGGGACCAAACUGGAUGUUGAGGCACCCAGGUCUCCCAGCAUCCUGCAGGAGCUGCAGAACCACGGACAGAACCACGGACAGACCACGGACAGACCACGGACUGCACCAGCCCCACUCACAGGCGGGGUGGAAGAUGUGGCUCAUUGCGCUGGAAGUCCCCACUCAAACUCAGAAACAGAGCUUUCUCUGUGGCUCCUCCCAGCCUGUGGACCGCCCUCCCAAUGCACAUGA